Anisakis simplex (herring worm) is the source of this 1839-nucleotide messenger RNA. NCBI's taxonomy places the organism in Eukaryota, Metazoa, Nematoda, Chromadorea, Rhabditida, Anisakidae. The record is from the annotation of a GenBank genome assembly.
AUGUUUCAUUUUAACAUCAGCCGUUUAUUUAUUUGUGCGCAAUUUCAGCGCUAUGCGUUAGCGACAACAAGCAGUGCACAUGCUGAAUACAAGCCUCUACCGUUACACGAAGCAUGGGCCGCUUCAGCGAAGAAGGCGAUGAAGGGCAAAGAUCCGAACGAUUUGGCAUGGCAUACCCCCGAGAACAUCCUCAUCAAACCCCUUUACACACCGCUGGAUCGUGAAUGUGAUAAGGACCGAGACACUGAGUUACCCGGCAAGUACCCGUAUACUCGAGGUCCCUACCCAACUAUGUACACUCAAAGACCGUGGACAAUCCGACAAUACGCUGGUUUCUCGACUGUCGAAGAAUCCAAUAAGUUCUACAAGGAUAACAUUAAGGCCGGUCAGCAAGGUCUUUCCGUAGCGUUCGACUUGGCCACUCACAGAGGAUAUGAUUCGGAUAAUCCACGUGUGUACGGUGACGUUGGUAUGGCCGGUGUGGCUGUUGACUCGAUUGAGGAUAUGAAGAGACUUUUCGAUGGAAUUCCUUUGGAUAAGAUGUCCGUGAGUAUGACUAUGAAUGGUGCAGUUAUCCCCGUUUUGGCUAUGUUCAUCGCUGGCGCUGAAGAAACUGGUGUUGAACGCAAGAAGUUGGCCGGUACGAUCCAGAAUGAUAUCCUGAAGGAGUUCAUGGUCCGAAACACCUACAUCUACCCUCCAGAUCCAUCGAUGCGAAUUAUCGGCGAUAUCUUCGCGUACACAGCCAAAUACAUGCCUAAAUUCAACUCCAUCUCAAUCUCCGGUUACCAUAUGCAGGAAGCAGGUGCAGAUGCAUCACUAGAGAUGGCGUUUACUAUUGCUGAUGGUAUCCAAUAUUGUCAAACAGGUUUGGACGCCGGCUUAAAAAUCGACCAAUUUGCACCACGAUUGUCGUUCUUCUGGGGUAUCUCGAUGAACUUCUAUAUGGAAAUUGCUAAGAUGCGUGCCGCCAGACGUCUGUGGGCUUCACAGCUGAAAAAACGUUUCACUCCGCAGAAUCCUCGAUCGAUGAUGUUGAGAACGCAUAGUCAAACGUCUGGAUGGUCACUCACUGAACAGGUAUCAUUCAUCUCAAAUCCAUAUUCUGUGCUGCCCAGAAUUAUCAUCAUCAUUGUCGUCUCAAUUGUCAUCUAUAUUUUGAAUGAUAUUUGCAGAUAUGCAGCCACAAUUCGUAUGGUUAGCGGCGCUUACAAGUCAGCAUACGCUAAACAAGACGAAUUCAACAAAGUCGUUGACCGAGUGAAGCAAUUCGCCGACAAGGAAGGUCGUCAGCCACGUAUUAUGGUCGCUAAGAUGGGACAAGACGGUCAUGAUCGUGGCGCAAAAGUUGUGUCAACUGGUUUUGCAGAUCUUGGCUUCGACGUUGACGUGGGACCACUGUUCCAAACUCCACAAGAAGCAGCUCAACAGGCCGUCGAUGCUGAUGUUCACGCUGUUGGUGCAAGCAGUUUGGCUGCCGGACAUCUUACGCUCGUACCGGCACUUAUUCAGGAGCUGGCCAAGCUCGGAAGACCUUCAAUGAACAAUCAUAAUGAAGCGAAAGCACGGUUGAUGAACGCCCAUUUCAGUGAUAUUCUUGUAUUUGCCGGAGGUGUGAUUCCACCACAGGACUACGAUGCACUCUACAAGGCUGGUGUAUGUGCCGUGUUCGGUCCGGGUACACGUAUCACCGACUGUGCUAUGCAGGUUUGUUUUGCUUCGGUUUCAUCAUCUUCAAUUCGUUCUGCUGUGAAGAAAAUUGAAGUAGCAAUUUUUAAGAUUGUCAACAAAAUCGAAGAGAGUCUUGAACAAGGCAAGAAGAAAGCUCAAUCACAGUGA